This is a messenger RNA of Brassica rapa (field mustard), 699 nucleotides long. RefSeq lists its product as uncharacterized. The record is from RefSeq and is a predicted model, not a curated record. NCBI's taxonomy places the organism in Eukaryota, Viridiplantae, Streptophyta, Magnoliopsida, Brassicales, Brassicaceae.
AUGGCAAACAUUGAGAGAGCCUUCGGAGUGACGAACAUCAAACACCGUAUACCUUUGGUGUUGGAUCUCGACGUGUUCAACUAUGACGCAUGGAGAGAGCUCUUCCUCACCCACUGCUUAACCUUUGAUCUUCUAGGACACGUCGAUGGAACCUCCGUACCGACCGACGACGAUGAUCUCGCCAGGAAGAAGCGUGAUGGCUUAGUCAAGCUUUGGAUCUACGGUACGCUUGCCCCGCCACUCUUCAAGUCUUCUUUCAAAACUGGUGGUUCAGCCAGAGACAUAUGGCUCCGGAUAGAGAACCAGUUCAGAAACAACAAGGAAUCUUGGAGUCUCAUAUCCAGUGCUGACCUGUUGGAGAAUGUUGAGGCUCCUGUCAGUGACAAAACUCUCGUUAUGUACAUGCUCAGUGGACUUAAUGAGGAGUUUGAUCACAUAAUAAAUGUGAUAAAACAUCAAAAGCCAUUUCCGACAUUUGAAGAAGCUCGCAAUAUGCUAGCGCUGGAGGAAACACGCCUCAACAAGCCAAUCAAGGGGUCUUCUCCUCACUCCGACGCUGCUUCGUCUUCAUCAGCCCUCGUUGCAACGGUUCCUCACAACAAAUCAGCGGACAUCAACCAAAGACAGCAACACAACAACCGCGGCAAUCGCAGAGGCGGUCGAGGACGGGGACGCUACAACUAUAAUCAAAGAUCCUAA